GUGUGGCUGUAGUCCAAAAUAGCAAAUUAUAGUUAUUUUACUGAGUGUAUGUUUCAGAAAUUAAUUGUAAUGAAUACUUGCAGAACCUGCCUAAAAUCUCCAGCCAAUAAAAAUAUUUCAGAGCUGGCUAAAGGUAUAGAAGACGAUUACAAACAGUGCGCCGAUAUCAUGGCAUUUUGUUUAGAUAUAAAGGUUACAGGAGACUCCAAAAUAACAACGAAUCUAUGUUACAACUGCUAUAGAAAAAUUAUAUCGUUUUACAAAUUUAAGACACUAUCCUUAAAAAAUGAUGCAUUAUUGAGAUCUCUGGAUGAUGUGCAGUUGAAAGAACAGAAACUUUCUUUUUAUGUGGAUGAAAACGGCGUAAAACACGAAAAUUUCUUGGAGCCUGACGAUUAUGGUCCAAAUUUAGUUGAAUAUGGCAAUACAGAAAUUAGAAACAAAAUUGAUUGUAAUGCGUUUUCUUUGGGGAAUGUUAAAAUAGAUGACAUAGACGUUAAAUAUGAAGAAACGUUAGGAGAUACUGAAACAUAUGAGGACUAUAACAUUGUAGAUGAAGACAUUUUAGGAGAUCCCCUAACAUAUUACAAGUACCAUGACAUAAGAGAAGAUGAAGCUUCUGAUGAUGACGUAGAUGGAGGAGAGCCAUGUUGCAAAAUAGAGAAUAUACAAAGUGAUAAUAUUAGGAGCGGGGCUAAAGGAACGGCAACAAAAUAUAAAAAACUUGGCUCCAAAAAGAAGCCACAAAUUCAAGCAGCAAAAAAGGUGAAACAGCAGAAUGAUAAUGGAAAAAUGUUACAAACAAAACGUAAAAAACGUAGCUCUAAGAAACUACAAAAUACAGCAAAAAAAAUAAAAGAGGAGAACGGAAAGGUGUCGCUAGGGCCUCAUAUCUGCGAGCAAUGUGGUGUAACUGUAAUUGACAUCAAGUCACACUCUUUGACUCACAAGUUUAAGGAUGAACGGAAAAAGCUGAAAUGCAAGGCCUGCCCUAAACUGUUUGUUUCCAGAGGUGGUAGACGCAGACAUUUCAACAUCCACCAUUUAGGUCGAAAGGCCAAGUGUGAUAUUUGUAAUGGACAUUACGUCCAUCUGAAUACACAUAUUAUGCAAGUACAUAAGAAGGCUGAACUACGAUUCGCGUGCGUGACGUGUGGGCGCCGCUGCGUGUCACGGCCUGCGCUAGACAAGCACAUGUACACGCACGCUAAGACUGUAGAUAAACUAUUUGAAUGUGACCUAUGCCACAAGAAGUUUACGUUCAAGAAUCAGCUCAAGGACCAUAUAAAGCGAGUCCAUGAAAAUGUAAAAGAUUACCAGUGCGAACACUGUUCCAAAACAUUCUUCAGUAAAUAUGAGGUUAUAAGUCAUUUAAGGAAACACGUCACACGUUGGAGUGCCAAUUAACUGUGCGGGGAGGGCGACAAGGCCUUCAAGUACAAAAAGACGCUUCGAGCGCACAUGCUGAUUCACAGAGAUAUAUAUUAUAUCAGGGACUUCAAGUGCCAACUCUGUGAACUACAAUGGCAGCUGCGUAAGUCAACCAACAUUUUGAAAAUUUACUUACUCGUUAGUUAAAGUCGCAGGGACAAACUGGAUACAAAAAGCACAGGAUAGAUCCGACUGGCUUACUCUGGAGGAGGCCUUUACCUGAGAGGGGGUUCUUGCUUAAUUCACGUAGUAAAAAAAAAAAAACAAAUAACAACAUGUAC
Messenger RNA from Cydia splendana, 1712 nucleotides. RefSeq names its product zinc finger protein 93-like. NCBI's taxonomy places the organism in Eukaryota, Metazoa, Arthropoda, Insecta, Lepidoptera, Tortricidae. Gene Ontology annotation, molecular function: RNA polymerase II transcription regulatory region sequence-specific DNA binding; zinc ion binding; DNA-binding transcription factor activity, RNA polymerase II-specific. The record is from RefSeq and is a predicted model, not a curated record. The transcript is spliced from 6 exons. Gene Ontology annotation, biological process: regulation of transcription by RNA polymerase II. Bases 49 to 1407 code for a protein of 452 amino acids. Gene Ontology annotation, cellular component: nucleus.